Drosophila obscura is the source of this 573-nucleotide messenger RNA. RefSeq lists its product as uncharacterized. Bases 92 to 283 code for a protein of 63 amino acids. NCBI's taxonomy places the organism in Eukaryota, Metazoa, Arthropoda, Insecta, Diptera, Drosophilidae. The record is from RefSeq and is a predicted model, not a curated record. The transcript has 2 exons.
UCCGUGCCCUUAACAAAAAGACACUUUUCAAUUCAUUCGGAAAAAGUACACAAACAAGUACACAAAAAAAAUAGACCAAAAUUUUCCCAGGAUGCCAAACGUUGUAGAUGAGAAUGGCCGACCACUGGCAACAAUUGUGGAAAUUGCCGACGAGUUGGAGCGAACCCAUCUGGCACACCCGUCGCAAGUGCUACAGAACCUGGGGCAGAUUCGAGAAGCGGAGGACGAGAUGGCCCUGACCGAACGUUGGCGCUUGAGCCAUAGAUACGAUUCGGGGGUAUAGAGGAGCUCCCGCUCCGUGGGCCACAUACGUCACAACACAACUCUCCCGCCCAUAAUCAGCGACACCUGCUCCAAGGUGUUUGGCUGGCAAUUAAUGGGACAACUUUCCACAUUCCCAUCCACAGUCCUCGAGCAAAGCAAACAAAGCAUUCGAACAGAUCCACACGCGAAGAACUGAAGAACUGAAGGGUUCGGGCUCUGAAACACACAAACAAAUUGUGACAAAGUUGCGGAAAUUUAAUUAAAAUCAAAUACUCGUACAACUAAAGUAAACCAUGUCCCAAGCAAAAA